CGCGCAUGCGCUCGAGCGGCGGGGGUGGGCGGGGCGGCUUUUCCCCUUCUGCCCCGCCCGUUCCGGCGAUCGGCGGGACGGCGCGUCAUGGCCGGCGGGGUGAUCAAAUGCAAGGCUGCAGUUGCCUGGGAGGCAGGUAAACCUCUCUCUCUUGAGGAGGUGGAGGUUGCUCCACCAAAAGCUCAUGAAGUUCGUAUCAAGAUAGUCGCCUCUGCUGUCUGUCACACCGAUGCCUAUACAUUGAGUGGAGCUGAUCCCGAAGGAUGUUUCCCUGUGAUCUUGGGCCACGAAGGAGCAGGAAUUGUGGAGAGCGUGGGGGAGGGAGUAACGAAACUAAAGCCGGGGGACACCGUUAUCCCUCUAUACAUCCCCCAGUGUGGAGAGUGCAAGUUCUGUAAGAAUCCCCAAACAAAUUUGUGCCAGAAGAUAAGAAUUACUCAAGGGAAAGGCCUCAUGCCUGAUGGCACCAGCAGAUUCACCUGCAAAGGAAAGCAGAUUUACCACUUCAUGGGGACCAGCACCUUCUCCGAGUACACCGUGGUGGCCGAUAUCUCAGUAGCCAAGAUUGAUGCGGCGGCACCUCUGGAUAAAGUCUGUCUGCUGGGCUGUGGCGUCUCCACUGGCUACGGAGCUGCCCUGAACACCGCCAAGGUGGAACCGGGCUCUACGUGUGCCGUCUUUGGCUUAGGAGCAGUUGGGCUGGCGGUUAUUAUGGGCUGUAAAACCGCAGGAGCAUCCCGGAUCAUUGGCAUCGACCUGAACAAGGAUAAGUUUGCCAAAGCCAAGGAGUUUGGAGCUACUGAGUGCAUCAGCCCUCAAGACUUCAAGAAGCCCAUCCAGGAGGUGCUGAUGGAGAUGACCGACGGGGGGGUCGACUACUCGUUCGAGUGCAUUGGGAAUGUUGGAGUUAUGAGGGCGGCCUUGGAAGCUUGUCACAAAGGCUGGGGAGUCAGCGUGAUAGUCGGAGUCGCUGGCAUUGGUGAGGAGAUCUCCACGCGGCCAUUCCAGCUGGUAACUGGGCGGACGUGGAAAGGGACCGCGUUUGGAGGCUGGAAGAGCGUAGACAACGUACCAAAGCUGGUGAAUGACUACAUGGCCAAAAAGAUCAAGGUUGAUGAAUUUGUGACUCACACUCUGCCUUUCGACAAAGUUAAUGAGGCUUUUGAGCUGAUGCACACAGGAAAGAGCAUUCGAACUGUUCUAAAUCUUUAGAGCCAAAUGUGGACCUUCCAGCUGGCCAGCAUCAUGGUAGCCAUCCUUUUAUAAUGGAAUUUCUGAUAGAGGGUAGAAUCAAGCAAAUGAAAACUCACUGGGACUAGGAAGACGUUGUAUUGUACAGUGAGCAUUCUCAAUAUUAAGUAACAAAAAUCAGUAACCACGGAGUAGCGUUAAAUAAUUAGCACGGGUUGUGGCACUUGUAUUUCUGUACUUCAAAUUCAACAAUGCCUAACUCAAUCUACUUAAUAAAAAGCUUUUUUCUAAA
Messenger RNA from Columba livia (rock pigeon), 1483 nucleotides. Its product is annotated as alcohol dehydrogenase class-3. Gene Ontology annotation, biological process: formaldehyde catabolic process. Gene Ontology annotation, molecular function: S-(hydroxymethyl)glutathione dehydrogenase [NAD(P)+] activity; zinc ion binding. The record is from RefSeq and is a predicted model, not a curated record. Bases 88 to 1212 code for a protein of 374 amino acids. Gene Ontology annotation, cellular component: cytosol. The transcript has 9 exons. Lineage: Eukaryota; Metazoa; Chordata; Aves; Columbiformes; Columbidae.